Molecule: messenger RNA, 222 nt
Organism: Penicillium macrosclerotiorum
Lineage: Eukaryota; Fungi; Ascomycota; Eurotiomycetes; Eurotiales; Aspergillaceae
Exons: 1
Coding region: 1-222 (73 amino acids)
Source: RefSeq, a predicted model, not a curated record
AUGGCAGUGCUAGACAGUACGGGACCGUAUCGAACGACAGAGGAACAGUCUGGUCGCUUCCGACAUGACCACCGGCGUCGCCUGUGGCAGACCCCGUCCGUCCGGGUCCAACGGGUCACAAAACACGUCCGUACCGGUCAUGACCGGCCUGUCAGCUCAGCCCUCCAGCCUGUGUUUCUUACCGCUGGUACCGCGGUGACGACGUCUGACUUCCCCCCGUAA